Messenger RNA from Peronospora belbahrii, 708 nucleotides. NCBI's taxonomy places the organism in Eukaryota, Oomycota, Peronosporomycetes, Peronosporales, Peronosporaceae. The record is from the annotation of a GenBank genome assembly.
AUGACGACGCUCCUCUCAUCACGUGUGUUUCUUGCCUUUGACGACAUUUCUUACGCUAGCAAAAAUGUUUUACGCUUUGCUAAGAUUGGUGACACUCAAGCGUGUCUUGUUCUACCCGAAAGUCUGAUUGAAAACUUUUUUUUACCUGCUCAUCUCUGUCGUUUCAUACAAAUUUAUCAGUAUCCAGAUACUCAAGUAGCAAUUAUUACAGUAAAUACGAAUAAACUCGACGUGACACAGCGAUGGGACGUGGCUGAUGCAUUGGUCUCUGCUAUGAGUCAGGCCAACGUCCAGACGCUUAUGGCUGUGCACUUACCGUACGCUAAGGACAGUAACCUCAAUGUAUUCUAUAGUGGUCUAGGCACUGAAGUAGCGGGAGAUACAGCCGUUGACGUGGCCGCCUUGUCAGAAGCUGAUCCUAGCUGGGAAAUAAAGGACCCAUGGCUCGUUGUGCUCUUACAUUUGAUCAAGGUGGAACAAUGGCCACGUACUCAUUUGCUCCUAGCCAAGGGAUAUAAGCCUGGUCGAAACCUGUUAGGGACGUACGAGGCGGUAGAUUCAUUGAGUCGAGCACUUCAGCUUUUUACAAAGGACCAGAUGACGGUUGAAAGACAACAAAUGCAUCAAGAACUGCCAAAAGUGCUUGCCAAGGAGAAAAUGAGGAUGAGGAAGACAACUGAUGAUCACCUUGCUCUACUGUAUCAUUAG